GGGAAACAUGAUGGGAGUAUGACGGCUGCCACACGGCUGAUAUCAAGGUUGACGCUGGUCACUGGAGGAGGCAGUGGGAUCGGACGGGCGGUAUGUCAGCGUUUGGCCUCUGAGGGCGCCUCCGUGGUGGUGGCAGACAUCAGCGAGGAGUCUGCCAACGAGACCAUGGUGGGUCUGCAGAAUGACCUCAGAGGACAGGGUCACAUGGCGGCUGUGGUGGAUGUGUCAUCAAAAGAGAGCGUGAAGAAGCUGGUCACCAGAAUACAGCCUCCCUCAGUGUGUGUGAACGCAGCAGGCAUCACGCAGGACCACUUCCUGCUCAACAUGGAGGAGGAUCACUUUGACAGAGUCAUCCAGGUCAACCUGAAGGGCUCCUUCUUGAUCACUCAGGCUGUGGCUCAGGCUCUGGUGGCCUGUGGAGCACCCAAAGGAUCCAUCAUCACCGUGGGCAGCAUCGUAGGAAAGGUGGGAAACCUCGGUCAGGUAAAUUACGCUGCCUCUAAAGCUGGAGUGGAGGGUUUAACGAAGACGGCGGCCAAAGAGCUCAGCAGGUUUGGGAUUCGGUGUAAUUGUGUUCUGCCCGGUUUUAUAUCGACUCCGAUGACUGAGAAAGUUCCAGAGAAGGUUAUUGACAAGAUGAAGUCUUUGGUGCCUCUGGGAAGAAUGGGUGAGCCUGAAGAGGUGGCAGACGUCUGUGUCUUUCUAUCUUCAGAUGACUCUCGGUACAUCACAGGAUCCAGUAUUGAAGUCACAGGAGGACUUUUCAUUGGCUGAAUCGUUCGUCUGAAACCCUGAUGAAGACCAACGGGGGGGCAGCUCCUUCAUAGUUAUAUCACUUGUUCAUAUAUUUCUUUGAUUUACAUGAUUGCUGCUGAAAACAUCUUAGAAAUCUGAAUGUGAACAUGUUUUAUGAAAACUUGUUUAGUGCCAAUAAACCUGUUUAUAACAUUU
This is a messenger RNA of Labrus bergylta (ballan wrasse), 951 nucleotides long. The record is from RefSeq and is a predicted model, not a curated record. NCBI's taxonomy places the organism in Eukaryota, Metazoa, Chordata, Actinopteri, Labriformes, Labridae.